AGAGUUUCUUUGCCAAAAUCUAUAACCUGCAGUUUCUUCUUAUUCUUCAUCUUCUUCUUCCUUUUUCUUCUUAAGGUUGGUUCUGAGCUCUCAUGGAAAAAAGUGACCACAUCCAAGUGUUUGGGAGUCCAUGUUCAAUUAUGAUAUAUGAUCAUGAGAAGGGUGCAAAGCAAAGAGAUGAUAAUUGGGUUAUCAUGGAAGCUGAUGGUGAAGAUGAUGAUAGUAACUACAACCCUAGAUCAUCAUCUUCCUCCCUUGAAGAUUCAAUCACUUCCCAUGGAUCAUCAGCAUCUUCUUCAGACUUGGUAGAUGAUGCUUCUUCAUCAAGUACUUCAUAUUCAUCUGUAUCUCCUUCCCAUUCCAGUGGGCCCUUGUAUGAAUUAUCAGAGCUCAUGGCACAGCUGCCCAUCAAGAGAGGACUUUCCAAGUAUUAUGAAGGCAAGUCGCAGUCUUUUACAUCUCUGUCAAGUGUGAGGAGCAUAGAAGAUCUAGCAAAGAAAGAGAGUCCUUACAGAAGAAAAAUGAAGGUAUGUAAAAGCUAUGGAGGUGGGUUGGAUACCCACAAGGCAUAUACUCUUCCUAGGGCGAUUAUAUCAAAGAAGAGGGGUUCUGCUGCAUCUCUAUCUUUGCUAAGUAGACGAGGCAGUUUUGUGAAUAGUUGUAGGCCUCCUAUGAUUCCUGUGCAGAAGAAUUUGUGAUUGACUUGUCAAUAUUGUAAGUUAUGGUUCAAAACAAUUUCUGUGAAGGUAGCUUCAUUUUAUACUCUUGAGUUGAUAGACCAUGAUCCAUGUUUUAGUUCUAAGAUCUUUUGUGAAAUACCUCCUCAUUUUGGAUGAGAGAGAGAGAGAGAGGGAGAGAUUGUUCUUCGAAAAUUUUUGUGGGUUUUAGACUUUAAUCAUUUCCAUCUGAUGUUUGAUUGUUUUAUAAACAUCCAUUAUUUGGAGGUGCAAAAGUUGCUAUAAAAAGCCUAUUAUGAUGGAUCAGUGCAGUAUUGCUCCAUAUUUGUAGAAAAGCCUAUUAUCCUGUAAUCAGUUUCCUAUUGCCUUCUGUUUUCUGUUCCCACUUUGAAGCUGGCUUCUCAUGAAGAGCAAAACCUAGGGCUAUGGGUGCUCUUACUCAACAACAAUCACAAAGUGGGAAGGGUUGUGUUCUAAAUAGGCCUGCACGCAAUGGUAGGAAAGAUCAAAGAUCAUUCUUUCAACUAUUUUUCCAUCAA
This is a messenger RNA of Vitis riparia (riverbank grape), 1216 nucleotides long. RefSeq lists its product as uncharacterized. Bases 93 to 698 code for a protein of 201 amino acids. The transcript is spliced from 2 exons. The record is from RefSeq and is a predicted model, not a curated record. Lineage: Eukaryota; Viridiplantae; Streptophyta; Magnoliopsida; Vitales; Vitaceae.